ACAUCCUGGAAGAGUGGCCUAGGACAGCUCCUCUCCUGCCAGAGCUAGGCAGGCGCCGAAGUAGCCGCAUGGCCCCGUCAGAAGACCCCAGGGACUGGAGAGCCAACCUCAAAGGCACCAUCCGUGAGACAGGCCUGGAGACCAGCUCCGGUGGGAAGCUGGCUGGCCAUCAGAAGACCGUCCCCACGGCUCACCUGACUUUUGUUAUUGACUGCACCCACGGGAAGCAGCUCUCCCUGGCAGCAACCGCAUCACCACCCCAAGCCCCCAGUCCCAAUCGAGGGCUUGUCACCCCACCAAUGAAGACCUACAUCGUGUUCUGUGGGGAAAACUGGCCCCAUCUGACUCGGGUGACCCCCAUGGGUGGGGGAUGCCUUGCCCAGGCCAGGGCCACCCUGCCGCUCUGCAGAGGGUCUGUGGCCUCAGCUUCCUUCCCAGUCAGCCCGCUCUGCCCCCAGGAGGUUCCCGAGGCUAAGGGGAAACCCGUGAAGGCUGCGCCUGUGAGGUCUUCAACUUGGGGAACAGUCAAGGACUCACUGAAAGCCCUCUCCUCUUGUGUCUGUGGGCAGGCCGAUUAGCUGGAAGGGCCGGGCUCUGAUGCCCAGAGGCUGCAAUUCCCAGGGCCUGGCCCUGCUUCCCCAGCUAAGCAGGAGUCUUUUGUGCUUGAGCCAAGGAAACAUCAUUAGAUCCGCUAAGGGGCAUCUGAAACAUCCGUCGAGUGGCAGAGGCAGGAUAAGUCACCUGCACAUGAAGAGACUCAUUCAUUCAUACAGCAAAUAUUACUGGUACAUCUUCCACAUGCCAGGCCCUGCAAAGUGCUGGGGAGAUACCAUGGUUUUCCUGGAGCUGGUAUUUUUGGGGUGGAGGGAACCCACCCUGAAUAAAUAAAGUAACCCAAUAAAUAAAGAAGAUGAUUUUGAACAGCGAUGAAUGCUCUGCAGGAACUGAAACAGGAUGCUAGAGGGAGAGUGAUUGGGGUGAAGACCUUUCCUGAUGCAGUGCUUGGUAAGGGCCUCUCUGCGCAGGCAACAAAGUGUGAUCUAAAAGAUGAGAAGGGGCCAGCCCUGAGAAAAUCCACCCUCCCCAGGGCCACCUGCUGUCAUCUUACCCCAGGGCAGGCCAGAGCAGUGGUCAGAAUGCCCCAGCAUGACGGGGAGGGGCAACGGGUUUCUUGCUGCCAUCUUGGCUCAGAGGCGAGUGUGUAGGUCACUGCAAAGGCAGGGGAUACCACGUGGGGAGACUCGAGGGCCAUGCCAGUUGGGGCUGGGAGGCUCAGGGAAGUUGGCUCCAGGAGACUCCAUCCCAUAAGGCAGCCCAGGUGGGACCUGGGGAUCUGAGAUGGGAAAUAAGGGGAUCUGGCUUCUCAAAAGGGAGGGAGGUACUCAAAAAUAGAGUAUCAUGUUUGAACGAAUGAAAACAAGACAUGUUAUUUAUUGAGCAUCUACUGCAUACCAGGCUCAUGCUGCCCUCUAGGGAUAGCAAAAAAAAAAAAAAAAGGUGGGGGGAGGAGGUUCACCCCUCAGGGCAAUCGUGUUCCCUGAGCAGGAGGUGGAGUUACUGGUGUGGGUGUGAAGGUGUCUGUGAGUCUAAGGCAUGCACAGCACUGUGAGAAACCCUAAAGCAACCUAUUUAAGGAAGUCAGUCUCAAAGCUCCCAGAUAAAAAUCACUGGGUUUUUCUGUAUUUAUUUUAGAGACAGAGUCUCACUCUAUCACCCAGGCUGGAGUGCAGUGGAACAAUCACAGCUCACUGCAGCCUCAAACUCCUGGGCUCAAGUGAUCCUCCUGCCUCAGCCUCCCGAGUAGCUGAGACUAUAGGUGCACCACUACGCCCAGCUUGACUUCUUUUAGUAGAGAAGAGGUCUCACUGUGCUGCCCAGGCUGGUCUUGAACUCCUGGCCUCAAGCUAUCCUCCCGCUUCAGCUUCCCUAAGUGCUUGGAUUAUAGGUGUGAGCCACCGUAUCUGGUCAUUAAUUUAUUCAAUGACUAUUUUACUAGGUUCCUACAAAUACUAGCUGCUAACAUUUAACAUGUAAUUGACCAUUUACUCUGUGUCAGAGAAACAACAUGGGCACUGUAUUUGUGACCAUUUUAUAGAUUAGAGAGCUGAGGCACAGAGAGGUUGAAGAAUGGACUCAAAGUUCCAUAGACUGGUACCAUUGAGAUUAGAACUCAGGCAAGUCUGGUGCCCAUAUUCUUGCUUGUAACUGUAAGGUAUAUACCCUCUCAUCCUGGUAGCGUCUCUUCUAGGCAGAGGGGACACACAGAGGAUAAAUGUAACCCUGUCCUCAAGGAGCUCACAGCCAGGUGGGGGAGGCCAGAAAGAAAGCACACAAUUGCCAUAGCUUCUGAGAAGUGCAACAGUAAGGGCAACACAGAAUGAUGCUGGAGGACAACCAGCCCACUCUAGAGAGAGGAGAUCAGGGAGGACUUCCUGCAGGAAGUGAUGCCGAAAAUGAGAUCUGACCGGUGACUAAGCUAUACAAAAGGGUGGGGUGGGGGAGCAAGUGGGGAGUGCUCUGGGCAGAAGGACCAGUCGUUCAGUCUGGCUAGGGUAAUUGUCAUUCAUUCAUUUAUUCACCAAGUAUUUAUUGGGCAUCCACUGAAUGCCAGGCUUUGGGCUAAACCAUGAGAUGGAGCAAUGAAUAAGACAAUGAGGCCCAGCCACAAAAUAGUUUAUCCUCUAGUUGGGGGAGACAGGCAAUGCACACACACAAAACAAACAGAUCAGAAAGGUGGCAGGAGGCCAGGCGCGGUGGCUCAUGCCUGUAAUCCCAGCACUUUGGGAGGCCAAGGAGGGGGAGGCGGGGGGAGAUCACCUGAGGUCAGGAGUUCGAGACCAGCCUGGCCAACUUGGCGAAAACCCGUCUCUACUAAAAAUAUAAAAAUUAGCUGGGCGUGGUGGUGGGCACCUAUAAUCCCAGCUACUUGGGAAGCUGAGGUGAGAGAAUUGCUUGAACCUAGAAGGCAGAGGUUGCAGUGAGCCGAGAUCUCGCCACUGCACUCCGGCCUGGGUGACAGAGCAAGAGCAAGACUGUCUC
This is a messenger RNA of Homo sapiens (human), 3039 nucleotides long. RefSeq names its product steroid receptor associated and regulated protein (gene SRARP). Bases 69 to 578 code for a protein of 169 amino acids. The record is from RefSeq and is marked validated. The transcript has 2 exons. Lineage: Eukaryota; Metazoa; Chordata; Mammalia; Primates; Hominidae.